This is a messenger RNA of Nerophis ophidion (straightnose pipefish), 644 nucleotides long. RefSeq names its product large ribosomal subunit protein mL54-like. The record is from RefSeq and is a predicted model, not a curated record. The transcript is spliced from 3 exons. Gene Ontology annotation, cellular component: mitochondrial large ribosomal subunit. The coding region runs from base 35 to 490 and encodes 151 amino acids. NCBI's taxonomy places the organism in Eukaryota, Metazoa, Chordata, Actinopteri, Syngnathiformes, Syngnathidae. Gene Ontology annotation, molecular function: structural constituent of ribosome.
CAAAGCGGAAGUAGCCCCGGAAGUAGGACUGUGAAUGUCACACGCUAGCAUGGUUAGCAUCAUGCUAGUGUUUGCAGUCAACAUGUCUAGUCGCUCUUUGUUCGGCUUUGCUUCAUUAACCACACACAAUGUCCUACUAACGCUGCGUAGGAGUAACCCUCUAAACAAACUACAAGCCUGCGGAUAUGCGAAGAAAGUUGCGGCCAAAGGCAAAGGAAAAGGUUCGGUGAAGGAAGAGCUGAAGGGACCCGAAGUCUGCAAGGACCCAGUGCGACUGACCACUUACGCAGUGGGGGCCAACAUCUACAAGCAAGGAGAAGACCCCAAACUGAAGCCUCCUGAAGAGUACCCAGAGUGGCUCUUCCACAUCAACCUGGGACCUGCAUGCCAGCUUAACCAGCUGCAGGAAGACACCUGGGAGUACUGGAAGCGCCUCCGCAAGGAAACCAUUUGGCGCAACAACAGAUUGAGGAAAGGGAAGAAGUUUUAGCGUCACUGGCCUGGUCUGGACUGGCCAGGACUGUGCUGGACUGGUGUAUCAUCUUGCUGAAUGAAGCAAAGUGUGAAAUGUGGCUGACUUUGAUGCAGUAAGUGUAUUUGUUGAAAAGGAGCCAUGAUUCAUUAAAGAUUGUUUUUAUCGACCA